This is a messenger RNA of Clarias gariepinus (North African catfish), 5684 nucleotides long. It is a transcript of the gene grin2ba, whose product is annotated as glutamate receptor, ionotropic, N-methyl D-aspartate 2B, genome duplicate a. Bases 351 to 5054 code for a protein of 1567 amino acids. The transcript is spliced from 17 exons. Gene Ontology annotation, biological process: monoatomic ion transport; long-term synaptic potentiation; synaptic transmission, glutamatergic. Lineage: Eukaryota; Metazoa; Chordata; Actinopteri; Siluriformes; Clariidae. The record is from RefSeq and is a predicted model, not a curated record. Gene Ontology annotation, molecular function: NMDA glutamate receptor activity; transmitter-gated monoatomic ion channel activity involved in regulation of postsynaptic membrane potential. Gene Ontology annotation, cellular component: plasma membrane; postsynaptic density membrane; NMDA selective glutamate receptor complex.
CACUCUACAUAUCUCGUCCUUCCUCCAUCUGGAGCAAUAAAUGAAAAAACGGAUGAGCUGGAGUCUUCGUUCUAUUCAUCUUCUCCACACACACCUCGGAGAUCCGUCUUGAACAUGAAGAGCACUUGGACUUUCUCCCUUAGGAACCUGUGAAGGAACCACGGAGCGACUGGAAUCCUUCUGCGGUCAUUCACUCUGGACACACCUCUUCAUUGUGUGCUGAUGAUCUGUUCAUCAACACAUUGACCUUAACAUUGUGUGUUUAUAGGUGUGUAUGGUGCACGUGUGAGGAUAUGAGAGGUGGAGUGCUUGGUCAGGUUUCACCACCAUGCUGCUUCUGAGACGCAGGGAUGAGAGCGCGGCUGGACGUACACAAGGUCUCUCACUCUACCUCCAUCAUGCUUAUUUAUGGUCGCUGCUGUUUGGCUCUGCCACCUUUGGAACAGUGGGCGUGUCACAUAUCUCUAACCUCACCUUUAGCGUGCUUGCCCCGCACUCCUCUAUUUUCUCUUCAUACGUUUCUAGUACUACUUCUCCUUCUGCUGGUUUCAUCUCCUGGCUGUCAAUCACGUCGGGACCGAGGGGCCGGGGGUGUGACCAAUUACAUCCCAGGGGCGUGGCCUGACCCAAGUCUUGAGCAGCGACCUUGGUCCAAGCAGUGGGUGGGGUCAAAGCUGCUGCAGGGUCUCACCAUCGCUGUGGUCCUGGUGGGAAACUCAAGUGAGGUGACUCUGUAUGGAACGCGCGAUAACAAAGAGGAGUGGCGGGAUCAAGGGAACGAUGGGUUUGUGAAUGAAGGCGUGGGAAACGUUGAAGUGGUGCGGAUGAACGAGACGGACCCGAGCAGCAUUAUUAAGAGUGUGUGUGAUCUUAUGACCCAGCACUGGCUUCAAGGAGUUGUGUUCGGUGAUGACACGGACCAGGAAGCCAUCGCCCAAAUCCUUGACUUCAUCUCUGCACAAACUCACACACCCAUCCUCGGAGUGAAGGGCGGAUCAUCUAUGAUCAUGGCAGCAAAGGAUGAUAACUCGCUGUUUUUCCAGUUCGGUCCUUCCAUUGAGCAGCAAGCCUCAGUGAUGUUGAACAUUAUGGAGGAAUAUGAUUGGUACAUUUUCUCCAUCGUCACCACCUACUACCCCGGGUACCAGGACUUUGUCACCAAGAUCCGCAGCACUAUCGAGAACAGUUUUGUGGGCUGGGAACUAGAGGAAGUUUUAUUGUUGGAUAUGUCAGUAGACGAUGGAGACUCCAAAAUCCAGAACCAGCUGAAGAAGCUCCAGAGUCCCGUUAUCCUGCUGUACUCCACCAAAGAGGAAGCCAACAUCAUCUUCGAGGUGGCACACUCUGUUGGACUCACAGGGUAUGGGUUCACCUGGAUUGUACCAUCUCUGGUGGCAGGGGACGCUGACCACAUUCCUGCAGAGUUUCCUACAGGUAUGAUCAGUGUGUCGUAUGAUGAGUGGGACUACGGGUUGGAGGCGCGAGUACGUGAUGCUGUGGCUGUUAUCGCCACGGCAACAUCGGCCAUGAUGAUGGAUCGUGGACCUCACACACUUCUAAAGUCUGAGUGUCACGGAGCUCCAGAAAAGAAGAGCACAGGAAACACAAAUGAAGUUCUCAGGUACUUGAUGAACGUGACGUUUGAAGGUCGUAACCUGUCGUUCAGUGAGGACGGAUAUCAAAUGCAUCCCAAACUCGUCAUCAUCCUACUGGACAAGAACAGACAGUGGGACAGAGUGGGGAAGUGGGAGAAUGGCUCUCUGUCAAUGAAGUAUCACGUGUGGCCGAGGUUCGAGCUGUAUUCAGGGGAGGAGAGUCGCCAGGACGACCACCUGUCAAUCGCAACCCUCGAGGAAGCGCCAUUCGUCAUUGUGGAGGACGUCGACCCUCUGAGUGGAACCUGCAUGAGGAACACCGUACCCUGCAGGAAACAGCUGAAAAUACGUAAUCAGACUGGUGAAUCGGGCAUGUACAUAAAACGCUGCUGUAAAGGCUUCUGUAUCGACAUCCUGAAGAAGAUCGCCAAGUCUGUAAAGUUCACCUACGACCUUUACCUCGUCACUAAUGGCAAGCAUGGAAAGAAGAUCAAUGGCACCUGGAAUGGCCUGGUGGGCGAGGUGGUGGUGAAAAGCGCUCACAUGGCUGUCGGUUCUCUCACCAUAAAUGAGGAAAGGUCAGAGGUCAUCGACUUCUCUGUGCCAUUUAUUGAGACUGGAAUCAGUGUCAUGGUCUCCCGUAGCAACGGCACUGUGUCACCGUCGGCGUUCCUCGAGCCCUUCAGUGCAGACGUGUGGGUGAUGAUGUUCGUCAUGCUCCUGCUGGUUUCUGCCAUCGCUGUGUUUGUGUUUGAGUAUUUCAGUCCUGUGGGCUACAACUGCUGCCUCGCCGACGGAAGAGAGCCUGGUGGUCCCUCAUUCACCAUUGGUAAGGCGAUCUGGCUGCUGUGGGGUUUAGUGUUUAACAACUCAGUUCCUGUGCAGAACCCCAGAGGAACGACUAGUAAGAUCAUGGUAUCAGUGUGGGCUUUCUUCGCUGUGAUCUUCCUGGCCAGCUACACUGCCAACCUCGCUGCUUUCAUGAUCCAGGAGGAGUACGUCGACCAGGUCUCAGGACUUAGUGACAAAAAGUUCCAGAGACCUAAUGACUUCUCUCCUCCUUUUCGAUUUGGGACCGUGCCAAAUGGCAGUACAGAGCGCAAUAUCCGUAAUAACUAUAAGGAGAUGCACUCGUACAUGGUGAAAUUCCACCAGCGCAAUGUGGACGAAGCUCUACAGAGUCUGAAAGCUGGGAAGCUGGACGCAUUUAUCUACGAUGCUGCUGUGCUGAACUAUAUGGCGGGUCGUGAUGAAGGCUGCAAGCUGGUGACCAUCGGCUCAGGGAAAGUGUUCGCUACGACCGGGUAUGGCAUCGCCAUCCAGAAAGACUCGGGCUGGAAGAGACACGUGGACCUGGCCAUCCUGCAGCUGUUUGGAGAUGGAGAGAUAGAGGAGCUGGAGGCGCUCUGGCUCACCGGGAUCUGUCACCACGAGAAGAACGAGGUGAUGAGCAGUCAGCUGGAUGUGGAUAACAUGGCGGGAGUGUUCUACAUGCUGGGGGCGGCCAUGGCGCUCUCACUCAUCACCUUCGUCGCCGAGCACCUCUUCUACUCGCACUUACGCUUCUGCUGCAUGGGGGUGUGUUCUGGAAAACCUGGCCUCACCUUCUCCAUCAGCAGGGAAGUGUACAGCUGCAUCCAUGGUGUUGAGAUUGAAAACAAGAGUUCAGGGCUGAAUUCUCCAUCAACUACAAUAAAUAACACACACUCCAACAUCCUGCGUCUGCUUCGCACAGCUAAGAAUAUGGCAUCCUUGUCCGGGGUAAACGGCUCUCCCCACAGCGCGCUUGACUACCUUCGCCGUGACUCGUCUGUCUAUGACAUCAGUGAUCAAAGGCGGCACUCAGAGUGCCGGGUGCCCUACCUCUCUGAGAAUAAUGACAAUAAUGCUUUUAGUGACUACAUUGACCAAGUCGAGCGCACCUUCGGAAACCUGCACCGCAACGAAAGUGACCUAUAUCUGCACCGACGCUCAGGCUCUGUCCCUGGCCCUGCCCCCAGCCUGGGUUCUGGCAGCUCAUUGGAUGGUGCCAUUUUUGACUGCUCCGCCCUCACACAUAGGAACAUGAGCAACUUUGACCUUCUGCAGGGACAUGCACCACUCGGACUGCCAGAACCAUACAGGAAGUUCUCCUUUAAAGGAGGUACUUCAGGUUACAUCCCUGCCUAUGAUCCAUAUGGUGAUGGAGACAACAUGUCUGACAUUUCCACUCAUACCAUAACCUACGGUAACUUGGAAAGUGACAGCAGAAAAAGAAAGCAGCAUCGUGACAGUUUGAAAAAGCGGCCCGCUUCUGCUAAAUCGCGUAGAGAACUGGACCAUGCACACCUUAGUAACCGACGGAGACCACACCAUGGGCAUCACCGUCAUCAUGGACACCGCUCUGUGUCUCCGCCUCUGUCGGAACACAAAAUGAGAGGAGGAGGCGGAUCUUUGUCCUUCCUGUAUCAGGACAAAGAAAGCCUCCGAGACUUUUAUCUGGACCAGUUCCGUCCCAAAGAGGGCGUGCCCCAAUGGGAGCAUGUGGAUUUGACAGAUGGGCCAAGUGGGGGUGGGCCUGGAGCUGGGGCCAACUGCACUAGCCUGGUGCCUGUAGAUGACUUUCUGAAAAGCAAACCAUCAAAAGUGGAGUCUAAAGUGGAAAGAACGGAAUGGGAGUGUCGAAAUUGUCGUGCUAGCAGUGCAGGAAGUAAACGAAUGCCACAGCACACAGGAGGUGGGCUUUAUGAAGUUGGAGGAAGCACUAGUUGUGUGGCAUCAGGAGUUGGAGGCAGGACCAGUCGUCCCACUUCAGCCACAUGUAUGCGUUGCGAGGCUUGUAAGCGUUCAAGCAACUUGUACAACAUCAGUGAGGACAGCAAUCAUGUUAUGGGGCAGAUAAGUGGGCGGGGUCAAACACCAUCACAGCGGCGAAGAGCAUUUAGCGCGAGACCUUUACGGAGACAGCAUUCCUACGAUGCUUUCAUGGACCUGCACAGGGAUGACGAGGGGCUAAGUAUGCAGGCAGGGGGAGGGGCUAUGGAUGAUGCAGGUGGGGCCUUUCUGCCUCCUCGCAGUGUGAGUUUAAAGGAGAAGGAUCGCUGUAUGGAGGGCUCAUUCUCACAUUUAUUUGACAGCCAGCAGUUUUAUAGCCCAACCCACCAAUCCCUGAAUGCAUUCCAAGGGGAAAGAGACCCUUACUUCCUAUCAAAAUCGCUCUACCCUGAUCACACCAAUCACAACCCGUUUGUGCCGACAUUCGGAGACGAUCAGUGCCUGCUGCACGGCGCUAAAACGUACUAUACGAAAAAGCAGCAGCGCUCUGAUCCGAGAAAUCUGGGAACUCCAUCUGGGAUUUCAUCUUUUCUUCCCUCAUCCCGAUUCACCAAUCAGCACUCGGCUCUUGGGCCACCACGACCUUUUAACGGCACCAACGGCCAUGUGUAUGAAAAACUCUCCAGCAUCGAGUCGGAUGUGUAGAGGCACAACAGGAAGCGAUGGACAGAACAAACAAUAAGGGAGGAGCAAUGGCUUCAACCAAAAGGGCUGAAUGGAGGUGGGGCUGGUGUGGUGGGGUUAACCGCAUCAGCCUGGUGCCUGUAAACAACGCUGUGUUCCUGCACUAAAGGAAGUGAAGCUCAUGCUCUCAACGAGGAGCGAUUAGACAACUGGCCAUCUGGAAAUGUGUGAGAGAGACAGAGAAGAGAAAGAUGACAGAUAAAGUGAUUUUUUUUCACUUUCACUAUUUCCUCUUCUCUUUCUCUCUCUCUUAUAAAAUGUUAACAGGGUAAUAAACAAUAACAACCACAAUAAUGCUACCAAUAACAUUGUGAUUAGCCAGGCUGGAACAGACAUUGCUAGUGAUAAGAAUGAUGAAGUGUGGAAGUCUAAUUAUUUAUUUAUUUAUUUAUUUAUUUCUCAACCUAUUUAUUUAUUUGUUUAUUUAUUCGUGUUUCAGCUACUUUACCAUUCUAAUAUUGAUAGCUGUGGGACAACACCCCCCAUGAACACACACACACACACACACACACACACACACAUUACAAGCGGGCAAAAUAAAGAGGGAUAGACAUGGGAAAUGGAGAAACUCUGUUGUAAAUACCACACACA